AUGGAAUCAUUAUCAAAAUAUAAAUUAGUAUUUUUAGGAGAUCAAUCUGUUGGUAAAACAUCAAUUAUUACACGUUUUAUGUAUGAUACAUUUGAUAUUACAUAUCAAGCAACCAUUGGUAUAGAUUUUUUAUCAAAAACUAUGUAUUUAGAAGAUAGAACAGUAAGAUUGCAAUUGUGGGAUACUGCAGGUCAAGAAAGAUUUAGAUCAUUAAUUCCAUCUUAUAUUAGAGAUUCUUCUGUUGCUAUAGUAGUUUAUGAUAUUACAAAUAAAGUUUCAUUUACAAAUACAAUAAAAUGGAUUGAAGAUGUUAGAAAUGAAAGAGGAAACAAUGUAGUAAUAAUGUUGGUAGGAAAUAAAACUGAUUUAGCAGAUAAAAGACAGGUUUCAAUUGAAGAAGGUGAAGCAAAAGCAAAGGAAUAUGAUAUUAUGUUUACAGAGACAUCAGCAAAAGCAGGUUUUAAUAUUAAAGCAUUAUUUAGAAAAGUUGCAUCAGCGUUACCAGGUAUUGAUUCAAAUUCAAUGACAAAGAAUCAACAUGAGAUCAUCUCUGAAGUCGAUAUUACAGAUGGUGGUAAACCAGCCUUAAAAGAAGGUGAUGGAUUUUGUAGUUCAUCAAGAUGUUAA
Dictyostelium discoideum AX4 is the source of this 627-nucleotide messenger RNA. RefSeq names its product Rab GTPase (gene rab6). NCBI's taxonomy places the organism in Eukaryota, Evosea, Eumycetozoa, Dictyosteliales, Dictyosteliaceae. The transcript is spliced from 2 exons. The record is from RefSeq and is a predicted model, not a curated record. Gene Ontology annotation, molecular function: GTP binding; GTPase activity. Bases 1 to 627 code for a protein of 208 amino acids. Gene Ontology annotation, cellular component: membrane; Golgi apparatus; cytosol.